AUGGGCGUAGCAAGCGCCGAAAAUAGUGAUACAGCUGCGGAUAUGACUACCGCUAAACCUAGAGAGAGACAGUUUCAGGUUGUCCCCGUACCGGGCAAAUUCACACGUGGCCGCUGGCAGUGUUGGGAUUAUAGGGACGAUAAACCAGACGUCUCCGAAAAAAUUCUUGAUUUUACCGAUAAAUCUGAGAAGAACGUUGCUCCAUCAACUGUGAAUGCGGAGGCACAGUCGAACACAAACGCAACUUCGAAUAUCACAUCACAAUUGAGUGCCGAUUGCGCGAGUGCAGCACAUCCGAUUAUUGAACAGCCACAGACAAUACUGAAGGCACAACAGCAACCUGCAGGAAAUGCUGCGAAUGCAACUCAGAAUCAAGCAGAUAUAUCGUUGUCAACAUCAACAAGCACACAGCAAGCACUUGCACAUAAAGAAUCAAGACCGGGAUUCAAAAAUCGGCGUCUCGAGAUGCCGUGCAAACAAGUUAACAAACAUACCACACAGGUGCCAUCAACAGUGACGAUAGUGAAUGAGGAGGAAGCAGAACUAGAUGGCGAACUUUGUGAAUCGUCACGAAGAUCGUCAUUGUUAUCUCAGUCAUCCGAAACUACAGAAACAAAAUCAACGAAGAGCUGCUCGACGACCAUAUCAAUACCAGUAGGCGUUGUGACGCUGCCUGAUAACGUUGAUUCGUCACCGUAUUAUUCGAUAUCUCCCUCUCUACCAGCAGUUCCAGCAAACAGCUUUGUUAAUCCAUCACUUAUAUCCGCGAUACACCAUUCUGCAUCUCACCAACGCAAAUGCGCCUUUCAGGUGUCGUAUUUUGUAUAUGAAUUUGUUGCCGUUCAGAUGACUGUUUAA
This is a messenger RNA of Anisakis simplex (herring worm), 858 nucleotides long. NCBI's taxonomy places the organism in Eukaryota, Metazoa, Nematoda, Chromadorea, Rhabditida, Anisakidae. The record is from the annotation of a GenBank genome assembly.